AUGGUAGAUCGGCCUGCAGCUGUUCGCGGCAUAGCAGCGGCGUUCCUCGCGCUGUCCAGCGUGGCCGUGAUUCUGCGCUGCUAUGUGCGCCUGCGCAUCAUCAAGGCUUUUGGCUGGGAUGAUUUCGCUAUGAUACUUUCAAUGCUAUUUUACAUCCUGUUCUGCACCUGCAUGAUCGGCGGGUCUCUCUGGGGUACAGGGAAGCACCUCGCAGAGCUAACAGCUAAACAACGAACUAUAGCAAUGGAAUACUGGUGGUUCUGCAACAUCUCCUACGCCGUCUCCUCCGUCCUCGCCAAAAUAUCCGUCUGUAUCUUCCUCCUCCGCGUGAUGCUCUUUCCUUGCCACCGAGCAGUGCUCUACACGGUUACGACCCUCGCGAUCUGCACGGGUAUACCGUUCUUCGUCCUCUUGAUCAUCCAAUGCUCGCCUGUUUCGUUUUGGUGGACGCGGAUGCACGGCGAUACAGAUGGACACUGCGGGUAUGUUAACGCUAUCGCUAUCGUGCUGUAUAUCUUUAGCGCAUCGUCGGCGCUCUUCGACCUUACCGUGGGGACACUGCCUAGCUUGCUGGUGCGCAAGCUGCAGAUGAAUCGGCGGACGAAAGCUGCUGUUGCUGGUCUUUUGGGAAUGGCCUGCAUUGCGAGUAUUGCCAUUAUCAUUCGGCUUGCUUUCGUCCCGACCAUACAUGAUCCUGACUUUCUAUACGGCACCGUCGAAAUUGCAAUCUGGUCCUGCGUAGAGAUUGGCCUCUCCAUCACCGCCGGCUCCUUAGCCACAACCCGCCCUCUAUUCCGCAUUCUAUACAAUCGGUCCUCGAACGACGAACCGUCCUCGGAUCCUUCAACCCCCCGGUACCACAGAACCAAACACAGCCGGUCGACCUCCGGGUCCACUUCGAACCCUAGCCGCAGGUCCCGACGAAUGUCGCUGUUCGACAGCGGCCUCGGCAUUUUCAGUCGGAACGGCUCGGUCUCCCGCACCCAUACUACCUCAUCUACAUCCCGCCGCAGCAGCAACCUCGAUAAAAGUCGCAGCGGAGCCGAGGGACGCCCAAGCAGCGGCUUCUACGAACCCUACAUCGGCGUGCAGAUGCUGGCAAUGCGGCCGACUGCUGAUGUGGAGGGCGGACGUGUAGAGUUUGACGGGUCGACGCACCCCGAUCCGGGCUCGGAGUUGUUGAAUUUGAAUUCCAAUCAAGAGCUCGAUUUGCACGCGGGUGGGGGACGGCCUGAGGGGCUGUCGGUCCCGGGGCCUGCUGCGAGGAAGGGCUCUAGGAUUGGCGUGCAUAGGACGUUUAGGAUGUCGAGUGAGAAUGAGCGUGAUAAGGAUAAGCGAAAUGAAGGGGAGGAGGCUGGUAAGGAUGAUGGUGAGGCAAACGGGCAUGGGUAG
Molecule: messenger RNA, 1392 nt
Organism: Aspergillus mulundensis
Lineage: Eukaryota; Fungi; Ascomycota; Eurotiomycetes; Eurotiales; Aspergillaceae
Exons: 6
Coding region: 1-1392 (463 amino acids)
Source: RefSeq, a predicted model, not a curated record